GGAUCUGCGACCCCCUGCAGACGGAGGUUGACUGUAUCCCAGAAGCGAGCUUUCUCACGGAGGGCACCCGCUGCAGAGUCUGGAAAUAAAAUAAAGCUCCUACUGACAUAGGAGAGAGGAAGAGCUCCCUGGCAGCCUGCAGAUUAGGCUUUUCUAAAAAGCCUAAGCCUCCUGUUAUAUCCGGAUACUUUUUCGUUGUCAGUCAUGGCUAGCAUCCUUGCACGUGUGGGUAACAGCCGGCGGCAGAAUGCGCCCUUGCCACCUUGGGCCCAUUCCAUGCUGAGGUCUCUGGGGAGAAGUCUUGGUCCUUUAAUGGCCAACAUGGCAGAGAGAAACAUGAAGUUGUUCUCCGGGAGGGUGGUACCAGCCCAGGGGGAGGAAACCUUUGAAAACUGGCUGAUCCAAGUCAACGGGGUCCUGCCAGAUUGGAAUAUGUCUGAGGAGGAAAAGCUCACGCGCUUGAUGAAAACCCUUAGGGGCCCUGCCCGGGAGGUUAUGCGUCUGCUCCAGGCGGCUAACCCCAACCUAAGUGUGGCAGACUUCCUGCGGGCCAUGAAAUUGGUGUUUGGGGAGUCUGAAAGCAGUGUGACUGCCCAUGGUAAAUUUUUUAACACCCUGCAGGCGCAAGGGGAGAAAGCCUCCCUUUAUGUGAUCCGUUUAGAGGUGCAGCUCCAGAAUGCUAUUCAGGCAGGCAUCAUCCCUGAGAAAGAUGCAAACCAGACUCGCCUGCACCAGCUCCUGUUAGGCGCUGACUUGAGUAGGGACCUGCGCUUCAGGCUUAAGGAUCUUCUCAGGAUGUAUGCAAAUGAGCAGGAGCGUCUUCCUGGUUUCCUGGAGUUAAUCAGGAUGAUAAGGGAGGAAGAGGAUUGGGAUGACACUUUUAUUAAGCGGAAGCGGCCAAAAAGAUCUGAGUCAAUGGUGGAGAGAGCAGCCAGCCCUGUGGCAUUUCAGGGCUCCCCACCGAUAGGGAUCAGCAGUGCUGACUGCAAUGUGAUAGAGAUAGAUGAUACCCUUGAUGACUCAGAUGAGGAUGUGAUCCUGGUGGAGUCUCAGGACCCUCCACUUUCAUCCUCAGGUGCUCCUUCCUUCAGAGGCAUGGGCAGAUCUCUGGAUCAAGUGCUGGUCAUUGAUUCCCCCAACAAUUCUGGGGUCCAGUUUCCUUCCACCAGUGGUGGUUCUGGGCAUAAGAAUGAUGGUCCUGGGGAUACGCGUAGAGCCAGGAAGCGAAAAUACACAGUUCGCUGUUCAUAUUGUGGUGAGGAGGGCCACUCAAAAGAAACCUGUGACAAUGAGAGCAACGCAGCCCAGGUUUUUGAGAAUCUGAUCAUCACCCUGCAGGAGCUGACACAUACAGAGGGGGAGGGGUUAAGAGAGGGCCCUGAUGAAGACCCCUCUGAGCUACAGUAAGAUGCUAGCCCCCAGCCUUAAAUGAACGCUUACCUGUAUUCAGAGUCCAGUGCUGGGAAAGCUGGGGGAA
Cynocephalus volans (Philippine flying lemur) is the source of this 1477-nucleotide messenger RNA. RefSeq names its product zinc finger CCHC-type containing 12 (gene ZCCHC12). NCBI's taxonomy places the organism in Eukaryota, Metazoa, Chordata, Mammalia, Dermoptera, Cynocephalidae. The coding region runs from base 205 to 1407 and encodes 400 amino acids. Gene Ontology annotation, cellular component: nucleus. The record is from RefSeq and is a predicted model, not a curated record. The transcript has 2 exons.